UCGCACGCCCGGUUCGGAACAGCAGAGGAAGGAGCGCCCGCGCCUCAGGCUCCUCGCGAAAGUGACCAUGCUGCCCCAACAGCUGCUGCAGCAGCAGUUCCCUGACGAAGCAAGCUAUGCAAAUAGCACCAGAAUUCCUCUUCCUGGUGACAGCCCAGCGCUCCAGCCAAACAGCUCAGCACCUUCCAAGCAAACGGUGCUAUCUUGGCAAGCUGCAAUUGAUGCUGCUAGACAAGCCAAGGCUGCCCAAAGCAUGAGCACUGCUCCAGCUCAACCUGUAGGAUCUCUGUCCCAAAGAAAGCGCCAGCAAUAUGCCAAGAGCAAAAAACAGGGUAAUACAUCCAAUAGUCGGCCAGCCCGUGCUCUCUUCUGUCUGUCCCUCAAUAACCCACUCCGAAGAGCCUGCAUUAGUAUAGUAGAAUGGAAACCGUUUGACAUAUUUAUAUUACUGGCUAUUUUUGCCAAUUGUGUGGCCUUAGCUGUUUACAUCCCAUUUCCAGAAGAUGAUUCUAAUUCAACAAACCAUGAUUUGGAAGUUGAAGACAUGGGCCACGUUCUACUCCGCUGUAUCUUUUACCAAGUCCCACGGAGUAAAUUGCUCGCAACCCUGGUCAGCAAGCAGCCUGGCUGUCAAGAAUCAGAUUAUCUUCAAAUGCUUCUCAUGGAUGACCGACCUUACGUUACAGCGCAGGUAGCCAGGUUCUGCGUGGUGGCAGUAAAGAUCCGGUAA
Python bivittatus (Burmese python) is the source of this 730-nucleotide messenger RNA. The record is from RefSeq and is a predicted model, not a curated record. NCBI's taxonomy places the organism in Eukaryota, Metazoa, Chordata, Lepidosauria, Squamata, Pythonidae.